Messenger RNA from Etheostoma cragini (Arkansas darter), 3323 nucleotides. RefSeq names its product integrin beta-3-like. Gene Ontology annotation, cellular component: focal adhesion; cell surface; integrin complex. The coding region runs from base 51 to 2540 and encodes 829 amino acids. The transcript has 15 exons. Gene Ontology annotation, molecular function: integrin binding; fibrinogen binding; fibronectin binding. Lineage: Eukaryota; Metazoa; Chordata; Actinopteri; Perciformes; Percidae. The record is from RefSeq and is a predicted model, not a curated record. Gene Ontology annotation, biological process: cell migration; cell-matrix adhesion; integrin-mediated signaling pathway.
CGGGAGUAAGGGAGGGGGUGGCGUGACCACAUUUGACUCCAUUUGGAUUUAUGUCGCUUGUUGAUGUAAAAAGUUUUUUCUCGUUCUUCUCUGCUUGCACUUCCAGCAGAGCUCGUUGGCAGGCUCCGUCCUCACAGAGAGCCCGCACCAGGAUGGGUGCUCUCCCGGCGCAAAGGCUAUUAUGGAUGUGUGUUUUCAUUUUCACUGGAAUUACAGCCGUUUACGGUUCAAACGUCUGCACCUCCAGAGGGGCCAGUACAUGCAAGCAAUGUCUGGCUGUGCACCCCAGCUGUGCAUGGUGCUUCCAGGAGGACUUUGGCCAGGGGGUUGCCAGUUCUUCUCGCUGUGAUUUGAAGAGUAAUCUGAUGGCAGCAGGUUGUGCUCUAUCAGCUCUGGAGUUUCCAACCAGCAAACUGCAAGUGAUCGAGGACCGGCCCCUCAGCAACAAGGCUGCGGGGGCCACGCAAGACGUCACCCAGAUAAAUCCCCAGAAACUACACAUCACCCUGAGGCCAGAUGAUGCUAAGCGUUUCACAGUGAAAGUGCGUCAGGUAGAGGACUACCCUGUGGAUCUCUACUACCUCAUGGAUCUCUCCUACUCCAUGAACGAUGACCUCUUUCGCCUGAGGACGCUGGGCAAGGGCCUGGCCGAGGCCAUGAACCGCACCACCAGCAACCUCCGUAUGGGCUUCGGGGCUUUUGUGGACAAACCGCUCUCGCCCUACAUGUACAUCUCCCCCAAAGAAGCUGUUAAAAACCCCUGCUAUAGCAUUAACACCACCUGUCUGCCCCAGUUUGGCUACAAACACGUUCUGUCCCUGACGGAGGAGGUGGGCCGCUUCACAGAGGAAGUGAAGAAGCAGAUGGUGUCCAGGAACCGCGAUGCCCCAGAGGGAGGCUUUGAUGCCAUCAUCCAGGCUGCUGUGUGCAAGGAGCAGAUUGGCUGGCGCCCUGGUGCAUCCCACCUGCUGAUCUUCACCUCGGACGCCAAGACUCACGUGGCUCUUGAUGGUCGUCUGGCUGGAAUUGUGCAGCCCAACGACGGGCAGUGCCACCUCAACUCUGACAAAAUGUACAGCAUGUCUACCACCAUGGAUUACCCAUCUCUAGCUCUGAUCACAGAGAAGAUGUCGGAGAACAACAUUAAUCUCAUUUUUGCUGUCACCAAUCCUGUGGUUCCUCUGUACCAGAACUACAGUGAGCUGAUUCCUGGAACCACAGUAGGAACGCUGUCCAACGACUCGGGCAAUGUUAUUCAGCUCAUACUGAAGGCCUACGCUAAAAUCCGUUCCAAGGUGGAGCUGGAGCUUCAAGGCGUCCCAGAGGAGCUGUCUCUGUCCUUCAACGCCACAUGUCUGAAUGGAGAGCUUAUCCCUGGCCUCAAAUCCUGCUCUGGGCUCAAGAUAGGAGACACGGUUUCUUUCAGUGUAGAGGCCAGAGCUCGAGGUUGCCCCAAACAGAAGAAGAAAACCUUCAUCAUUAAGCCUGUGGGCUUCAAGGACUCCCUCUCUAUCACUGUCAAUUUCGAGUGUGACUGCAAGUGCCAGAACAAGGCCCAUCCCAAUAGCCCCAAAUGUAACCAAGGCAACGGCACAUAUGAGUGUGGCAUUUGCCUGUGCCAUCCGGGUCGCUUAGGGCCGCACUGCGAGUGUGCAGAGGGAGACUAUAACCCCACAGAGCAGGACCGCUGCAGCGGACCUGCAGGCUCUGGAGGACCUCAGUCCGCCAUCUGCAGCGGCCGUGGGGACUGUGUGUGUGGCCAGUGUGUGUGCCACAGCAGUGACUUUGGAAAAGUCUGGGGAAAGCUGUGUGAAUGUGAUGACUUCAACUGCCUGCGCUACAAAGGGGAACUGUGCUCAGGCCACGGCGUCUGUAACUGUGGUUUCUGCCAGUGCGCACCAGACUGGCAGGGUGAGAACUGUAACUGCUCCAGACGUACUGACACCUGCAUGUCAAACCUGGGCUUGUUAUGCAGCGGGAGGGGCCAAUGUGUGUGUGGGGCCUGUGAGUGCACCCAGCCUGGGGCCUACGGAGCAACAUGUGACAAGUGCCCCACCUGCCCUGACGCCUGCACUAUGAAGAAGGAGUGUGUCGAGUGUAAGCAUUUCAAGAGGGGAAAACUGUUUGAGGACAACACCUGCUCUCGAAUCUGCAAGGAUGAGAUUAUUCUUGUGGAUGAAAUAGUGCUUCAUGACACAAAUGCUGUGAACUGCACUUACAAAGAUGAAGAUGAUUGUGUGGAGCGUUUCCAGUACUAUGAGGAUGCCAGUGGAAAGUCCAUCUUGUUUGUUGUCAAAGAGCCAGACUGUCCCAAGGGUCCAGACAUUUUAGUGGUGCUUCUGUCGGUGGCGGGAGCCAUCUUGUUCCUCGGUUUGGCGGCUUUGCUUAUCUGGAAACUUCUGGUCACUAUUCACGACAGACGGGAGUUUGCCAAAUUUGAGGAAGAACGCGCUCAUGCCAAGUGGGACACGGGACACAAUCCUCUCUACAAAGGAGCCACAUCUACCUUCACGAACAUUACAUACAGAGGAAAAGACUGAUGCUACUGAACUGAACAAGGAUGAAGAAUGAUGGACGUUUACUGUCCUUUUGGGAAGGCACCAAAUCAUGUGCAGGCCUCUACUGUCACUAGACAAUAAAUAAUAAUUAUUUGUGUUUGUAAAUAUGUAGAAAUGAUUCUGAGGACACAUGUUAUCAGGGUGUUAUCAUCAACACCUAUACUACACUAAUAAAUUAGAUUUUGCCUUGUUUUUUUGUGGUUGACAAAGAACUUGUGUUGUGCUUAUUCACCCAAAUCAUUUAGGUACCUACCCCUACCCAUAUUAUCCAGCAAUGUACAAGAUAUGCUUUUUAUUUUAUUUGCCAAUAUACUAAGAGCCUCUGUUGUCUGGAAAGUUUAAAAAAAAUCUCUUUUCAGUUGCCAAUAUUUGGGCCGAUAACCCACAGCCAUUGCUGUGGAGGGUUGUCAUUAUUAUGUUUACGUCGGUUGGAAAAUUGUAUUAGAAGAAAACCAUUGGCAACAAGACCUCUAGAUCACUCUGAAUAUCUGGUCCCGGGAGUGAUAAAAACAAAAUGAUCAACAUGACUGGGUACUACUGAAGCUAAAUGGGUAAAUUCCUAAAAAAAGGGAUGUGGGUGAACUAAUCAUUGAAGUCAGUGGAAGAACAAAAGGGCGGAUAAUGCAAAUCAAACGUAAUUUCCUGAUCACAAUGUUGGGAUUUCCUGUUUUUGGUACUCAGUGAAACUAUGGCAAGAUAAACUUUAGUUCAGUGAAGUGCCAUGCUGGAGAUAUGAUGUGGUUUGGAGUAAACUGUUAAUUUACU